AUGAACUUUUAAAUUGAGCAAAAUUUAAGUGAUAAUGAAAUAUAAUGCAUAUAUGGACAAUUACAAGCUAAACUUAAAUAAAUAUUGGAGUGUUUGAAGCAUAAUAAAUCUAUAAUGAAGGUUCUUAUUCAUUUAUAAGCUUAGGAAUUUGGAUAAGUGACUAGUGAGUAUGGAGGCAAGAUUGAAGCAAUUUCAAAGAAGUCUAUUGUUGAUCAUAUGAAAAUUAACAUGAAUAAAUUAUUUAAAGAUAUGGGUUCAUAAGUAAUUAUAUGAUUAAAUUUAGAUCAAACUUUUGGGAUCUAAGAUCAUAGAAUCAUCUUAAGUUUUAAAGGAAUUGAUAAUUCCAAUAAAUGAUGAAAGUAAAUAAUUGAAAUAAUCAUUUAAUGAUUAUGUUAAAUAAAUAGAGGGUAGAAAGAGAGAUCAAGAUGAAUAGAAUAAAAGAAUAGAAGAAUUAAAAUCAAAAAUAUCCUCUUUAUAAAAAUCAACUUAUUAAAAUGAAAAAUAAAUUACAUAUCAACUUAAACAAUUAAAAUAAUAAGAGAAAAUGAUGGAAGAAGAAUAGAAGAUGAAAUAUUAAUAGGUUUUGAUAUGUAAAAGAGAUCUUGGUAAUUUUAUAUUAGAAGAAGGUUAAAUGAUAGAUUAUAAAAUUAAUCAUUCUUAAUCAAAAUGUUAUGAGAUUAUUUACUUUAGUUUAGAAUAAUUUUAUACUAAAUUUAAUCAAAGUGGAUAAUUGAAACCAUUAUUAGAAGUUUCUUUAAUGUCUUAAAAUAGAAGUUAAUAAAGAAGUGCAACAGAAAAUAGAUCACAUAAUAAUACAUAAUUUACUUAUUAAAAUUAGAAAUCUAUAUCACCUUCAAAUCAUAUUUAAAAGUAAGAAUAAUAAAAAUCUAAUAGAAAUAAAAAUGAAAUUGUUUUUCCAAAGAAUAUUUAAAAUUAAAUUUAAAAAAUUAAUUAUGAUGAUCAAUAAAAUUAAGUAAUUAUGAAAUAAGUUAAAAAUAUUCAUAAUUCAAAAUAAGAAUCAGCAAUUAAUUGUAAAUAAAAAAGUAAAUCAUUUUUAUAAUUUACUGAUUAAUUAAUUGAAUCUUAAGAUUGUUAUGAUAAUCUUAAAGAUAAAAGUACUUAAUAAAUUAAAAUAUCAAAUUUUAAUAAAGAAAAUUAAAACAUAGCAUUCUUAAGUAGUUUAAUGAAUAGAAAAUAAAGUGGAGCUAGUUUAAAACGAUCAGAAAAUAGUAAUGCUUCUAUAUUCAAUUGUAAAGGUCUUGGAUAUUUAAGUAAUUAAGAAUCUUUAAAUGAACCAUUCAAAAAGGAAUGA
Paramecium pentaurelia is the source of this 1312-nucleotide messenger RNA. The record is from the annotation of a GenBank genome assembly. NCBI's taxonomy places the organism in Eukaryota, Ciliophora, Oligohymenophorea, Peniculida, Parameciidae.